CGCGCUGUGACGCAAGCGCGUUGCGCAGACGCGCGGUAGUGGGGAAAGCACGUCGGAACGGAGCAAUUAGUAAACAAGUUGUUCUCUUAUUCUAUAUCCGUAAAUUUGUUAAGUGUCCCCACUCGAAAGCAGCGCGGCUCGUCGUCCUUCAACGCGCAGAGUGUCGACGAGUUCCGGGGCACGAGCACGAGCACGAGCGCGCGAGCCGCUAACUAGCUAGCUGUUAGCAUGUUAGCUAGCUGACAGCGUUAGCCCAAAGUGGUGGUGGUGGUGCCGCCGCCGCCAAGAAGUUAUGGACCCGCUGAGUGCGGCCGCCGACGAGGUGGCCUUGGAGGGACUGGACGGGAUCACCGUCCCCUCCCUGUGGAUACGGCUGCAGGCUCGACAGCCCAAGUUCCCCCUCAGGUUCGACGACUGCACCAAGGAGCUCAUCUGGAGGUCGCUCGCCAGCAACACGGACCUCAGGUUUUAUCAGAUCCCGCAGGAGAGAGACGAUGUUGUGCUGUUCGACAGGUUCAAAGACAUCGACCCAGAGACCGGCAUUCAAACGGCCCAGAAGUUUUGUGACACAAAGAAAGACGUCUACCCGGUCCACAUAGUUCUGGAGAGCAAGGACGGGAUACAAGGCUCGUGUGCCGUCUUCAAACAGAGGACAGACGUCACCAAGGAUGUCCGCUCAAAGUCCCUCGCUGCGUUGGUUAACUUGGAGGAGGUUAUGGAAAGAUAUGGCCGAAAACUUGUCGUGGUGGCGUCCCAGACUUUGCGGUUCCGAACUCUGAUUGGCAGCGAGAGCGAUCCCGACUUAAAGCUGAACGACGACUCGUACUGCUUGUUGGAAAGAGUGGGCCGAGCACGCUGGCAAGGAGAGCUGCAGAGUGAUCUGCAUGGAAACUAUUUCAAGACCGAUGCUCGAAAGUUGCAUUACAUAAGGAAGUCUGUCGUCAAACACGGACUCAUCACCAUGCAGUCCCACGUAUCACGAGUGAAAUCAGGACAACAGCAACACUCCAUACUUCUGCUGCUCAAACGCUUCCACAUAAACAGGAGGAGUAAGUAUGACAUACUGAUGGAGUACGUGUCCAACCUUCUCCAGGAGUUACCCGGUCAGUUCUCCACUAUGGUUGCGGUCAGAGAACAACUUAAUGUGACCGAGCGUACGUUUAAGCGCGUAUUUCAGUAUAUGCGUGCUGCCAAGUUGGUUGAAUUUUGCAAGUACCCGCUGGAAGAAUUAGAUCCUAGUGCCAAGCCCUGCCUUACCAAAAAAGGGAAUAAAGUGCAAGUGCGCUGUUUGAGACUGUUGAAGCCGUACACAAAGAAGGGCGUUGCUGAUGACGACGAUGAUGACGACGAGGACGAUGACUCUGGAGCAAGACGAAGAAGAGCUUAUCCUCCUGAGGGGCGAAUCAUGGAGAAGGACGUCCUGUCACAGGCCUAUCACAUCGUAUUGUCCUGUGGCACAAAGGGAACCUCCAAGUCUGACAUCUCGUAUAGAAUGAACGUUGGCAAUCUGGAAUCUCGUAUGCUAUGCCGAAGACUUGAGAGGGAUGGUUUAAUAAAGGGAUUCAUGGUGGAUGAGGGUCGACAGAGGACCACGAAAUAUAUCAGCCAUACGUGUGUGGGUGUGAGUGAUCAGCUCCAGCUGGUUGCAAAGGAGCAGGAACGCAAUAAACUCCUCUGCUCCUCGGCGCCGGAUGCCCCUGAAACGCCGUCAUCCUCAAAGUCGACAGAAAAAGGAAAUGGCAAAACUCCUGCGGCAAAGAAGAGUCAGAAAGCAGGUGGAGGAGGAGGAGGAGACGGAGAUGCUAAACCUAAGGAAGCCGGGCAGGCGUGUGUUGUUGGAGAGGAAGAAAUGAGUGACGAGGGGUUGGAUGGAGGCGGAGAUAAAGCAGGAGGAAAGUCCAGAGCAAAACGAAAGACGGCAGGCAAGAAAGUCAGUAAGACAGCCAAGCAGAAACAACCUGCCAUCCCCAAAGAACAACCUACAUCAACUGAAUCGUGCAGCAAAUCCAAGACCAGUGUGACACCUGACGUUCUCACGACAGAACAAGCUGCAACUGAGGAGGGAGAACAGUCCAACUUACCCUCUGCCAGCCCCGCGCCUCAGACUGAGGCAUCGGCCAACAAACCAGAAGACAUCGACAUUGUGGUUGUUAAAGAUAUUUGUCGGGCGAAGGUCCCAUCAAAGGUCACCUGUCGGAAAAAAAGCAAACAGUCCGUGGAGACGACUCGCGAGACGUACCGACUGUUGAGGAGGAAGAACCUGAUUGUCGAGGCCGUCCACAGCUUCAAAGUCAUCGAGGGGCUUUUCCCACUACAGAAGAUGAUCAACGAUGAAGAGAAGCUGGAUGGAGUCCGCUUCAAGUGUUGCAAGAAAACGAUUUUGCGUCUCGUUCACAGUCUGUCUCGUGAAGGCUUGCUCAAAAUGUUUACGACCACCGUCAUACAGGAUGAUAUCACAAAGAAGGUUGAGAUGGUCGUCCAUCCGUCCAUUCAGCCCAAUGAUGAAAUAGUGCACCGGCUUAUCGAGCAGGUCCGCUUCAAAAUCUCCAGCUCGUACUCAACUGUGCGUCUGCAGCAAGCUGAAGAGAAAACCAGAGAACAAGAGAAACAGUCCGAGGCGACGAGCUUCGACAACAGCUUCAAGCCCACUACAGUUCGAGGAUUGGGUAAGAGCCUCGGCUUCCAGCCCAAGAUGCAUCGCCUGCGCGUCGUUCACACCUUCCUCUGGUACGUGAUCUACGGGCACCCGCUCAAACACAACAGCACUGGCUCUCACCCGACCAGUGAACCGUUAGCAAACCCGCACAGCUCUGAUCCUGAAGCCAAACACCCGGACAACCACGAAAAAACGGAUCUGAAAGACACAAACAAAUCCACGACCGCAAUCGGAGACGCGCAGUCGUCGCAAACGGCAGAUUCUCGAGUGACCCUAUUGGACGUGGCAUCAGGUGAUGAAGCGGAGCAGAAGGAUGAAUCAACACCUGAUCAGUCUCAAUCUGACAUUAAAGUGUUUGCUGAUGAAGAGUCGUGGAAGAAGUUCAUCCCUCCUGUGCGUGUACACAAAGAGUUCAGCAGCGGCUGGGCGAUGGUGGGCGACGUGCUCCUCUGCCUGCCUCUCUCCAUCUUCAUGCAGGUCAUACAGAUCAACUAUAAGGUGGACGGACUGGAGGAAUACCUCAAUGACCCUGUGAAGCAACACUACCUUGUCGGAGUCCUGCCCGCCAGGAUGAGAAGACAACUGCUUUACAGACGGAAAUACAUGUUCUCAUUCCACGAGAACCUGCAGAAAUUGGUCUACAUGGGUCUGCUGCAGUUUGGUCCUGUGGAGAAGUUCAAGGACAAAGACCAGGUGUUUGUGUUCCUGAGACGAAACGCCACCAUUGUUGACACCACCAGUGCCGAGCCACACUACUGGCUGGUCACCGAGUCGCCCGACAAACCAUUUGAUAAGCGCAAGUACACGUUUAACACUGCUGAGGAUAUCGAAAGCUACUGGUUUGACCUGAUGUGCGUCUGCCUCAAUACACCGCUAGGUGUGAUCCGUAGUAGGAGAUCGGAGAGAAAUGUCACUGAGGACGACGCUGCUCCAUCUUUUAUGCAAGAACGCAACGUGUUCGUGGGAAUGGCCUACCUGCUAAAGGGCAGUCGUGAAGUCUGUGAUGACGGGACGAUACCAGGAGACAGUAAAGGAGCAGGAGGUCUGGACUCUGAGUUUUUCGCUCAUCUUAAACGCAACUGGCUUUGGACCAAUUACCUGCUCGUCGACAAAACAAACCCAGCUGCUUUGGAAGCGAAGGAGGAGAACAAAAUCAGACUGAAGAGCUUGCUGAGUAAAAACGCCCUCAGGUUUGCUUUUAAAGCCGGAGGAACAACCAGACCUCGUUGUAUGACAACCAAGCUACCGCUGGUGGGAGAAAAUGUUGAGGUGGGGAUCGAGCCUGCGACCAGAAACCAGCGGGUGGUCGGUGGAAAGAGACAGAAGAGGAAGAGAACCAAAAAGGAGGUUGUCAAGGUCCCAUGCAAGAAGAAGAAAGAGCCAAAGAAACGCUCCGCCGCCCAUGACGAGGCGGACCACCGAGCCUUGAAAAUGAUGACCCGACAACGGGUCUACUGGUCUUUACAGGAAGACUCGCUGAUGAUGCUCUGCAGUGUGGCCACACACAUGCUCAACAGCAAGCUAAAGAGGCCAUUUGUCCCGUACUGUGUGGUCAGAGACAUGCUCCACGCAGAGUUUGAAAUAUCGAUGGAUAAAACCUCCGUUGCUGUUGGACGUCGCACGCGAUACAUCCUCAAGAAUCCUCAGACGCUUCUGAACUACAGGAUCUGUCUGACUGAGGCGUACCAGGACAAAGCUCUGAUGAAACAGCUGGAGUUGAGGAAACCUGUUGAUCCUAAUAAACCAAAGGACUGCGCCGAAGCUUUCUCAGAGUACGCCAAGAUUCUCAGGCAGAAGUUCAGCUCCGUCAUGAGCACAGGUGAUAUGAUCAUGCCGGACACGAAACAGGAGCUCUUCCAACGGUUCAAGGUUUCUGCAAUAGACAGCAGCAAGCGAGUGUUGGGCAAAGAUGCUCUCAACAGCAUAGAUGACAUCCACACCAUAGUGUUGCAUAACCUGAUCCAGAGCACUCUGGCCAUGACCAACAGUCAGAUGAAGUCGUCCAGAUCCUUUCAGACCUUCCAGAUGUACAGUAAGUAUAACCAGGGGCUGCUGUGCCAAGUGUUCAUACAAUGCAGGAAGAGGGGUCUGAUCAACCGACGCCGUGUCCAUCAGCCGUUUGGGCCAAAGAAGAAUCGAGCGCUGCCCAUCAUGCCCAUGUCCUACCAGCUGUCCCAGUCCUACUACAGGUGUUUUACGUGGCGUUUUCCUCACCCGCUGUGCACCGAUUCCUUCCGCUUCCUGAGGAGUCUCAUUAACAGCGGGACAAGUGACGCCAGACCCGCUACCGAGUUUUACCAUGAACACAAAAACAGGAUAGAGAACGGGGAGCAAGUGUUGGAGAACGAGAAAGGGUCAAAAAGGAAAGAAAAACAAAGCGGAGGAAAGGCUGAUGGAAGACCAGUGAGUGAACCAGAGGCACGGCCAGAGGAGGCAAACGCUGAGUCGAAAAAGGAAGGAGAGAACGACCAAAGACAAGCCAAAGGAGAAGAGAAGUUGAUGGAGGUAGACGCAACAGAUGAACAGACAAACCCAGACAAUUGCCUCACAGCUGCUUCUGGUGAAGGUCUGUCCAGCAUAGAGCAGACGGAUGAUAGGCCGCCCGGAGAAGAGGCACCAAGCGAGGCUGCAGCUUCAAACGCUGCAGCACCUGGAGCUUCAGAGGAACCUCCAGAUGUGUCGGACAUGCUGGGGUUCGGCAUGGACUCGACGGGUGGAGCCUGCAUGGCCUCACUCAGCCUGAUGUCUCUGGGACUGCUCAACGUGUUCAUGUCCAUCCCCAAGCGCAUGGUGGUGGUGGACAGCAACCUGUUGGACAAAGAUGUGGUCAAGAGUAUGGCAGCUUUGGAGGAAGAGGGUGAUGAUGACGAUGACGGCGAGGAGUGUGAGAAGACAAAGAAGCUGCGAGCGAAGGCACAACAGGCCUCGCACACUAAGUACCUGUUGAUGCGAGGACUGUCCUGUCCUGGCAUAGUCAAAGUGCGUAACCUCCACUGCAACGAUAACAUCGUGGUGGAGUCGUGUGACAUGAAGUUGCAGCUGCGCAGCACACCUGCUCACCACAUAUUCACUGUGGAGGACUCUCCACCUCUGGACUUCAAUAAAUGCGGUCCAUCCCUGGUGCCCUCCAUCCUCACCUCCUCGGUGUGUUUCUCCUCCUCCUCUUCUUCACACUGUGCGGAGGAGUGUGACAGGCGUUUGACUCAGGAAAGAGGAUACACUCCUCAGGACAUAGAGGCGUGUGCUCAGCUCAGGAGGAGCUUGGAUGAAGCCGGUGAGAAGGGCUUGUACGUACACGACCUCUACCGGGCUCACGCUGACCAGCAGCAGCCUCAGUCUGGAUGCACGAGAAGCCUGCAGCAGUACAUGACGGAUUUACAAGAAGAAGGCCAGGUGUUGAAAGUUGGGGCUCGGGGCGCUCGCUACGUGUUAAGGCAGCACGCUGAACCGUGGCUACUGACCGUGAACUCCAAGCAAUGGUCCCAGGCACGCGACACACCGGACCCAUUUUCAGAGAGUCGGCAACCAAAACCCUUGACGGGCAAGAGGUGCAGGCGUGAAGACCAACAGGAAGCAGAGGAAGUGCCAGCCAAAAGAGCUGCUCUGGAGAGCGGAGAAGGAGAGGACAUAGAGGGACGUGACACAACAAGAGAGAAACUGAACGAGGAGGCGCGGCCGGAAAAUGGGAAAGUGGCGGUGGACGAGGGAAGGGGAGAAAAACAAUUGCACACAGAAGAAGAGGCGAAAGGAGAGCAGACACGGCGUGACGAGGAAGGAGAAGAGAAAUCAGGACAGGAGAAGAUGGAAACUGAGGAGAAGCAGGUAGAAAGGAGAGAGCUGAGGCCGAGAAGAGGCAGUAAAGGCAGCGAGAGCGUUGAAGAAGCGGGAAUAUCUGACGCGGAUGAAAAUGUGAGUUUCAUCAGCCGGCCGUGGCGCAUGGUGGACGGUAAGCUGAACCGCCUGGUGUGUAAGGGAAUGCUGGAGUCCGUUCUGUACCACAUCAUGACCAGACCUGGACUCACACACCAGUCGCUGGUGGAACAUUACAAAGAUGUGCUGCAGCCAAUGGCGGUGCUGGACCUCCUGCAGGCACUUCUGGAUAUGGGCUGCUUGACCAAAAAAACCCUGGUUAAAAGUCCUAAACCUUCACUGUUCAGUCGCCCCGUGUGCCCGACAAGAAGUGAGAUGGGGGAGAUGCUGGAGGAGCCGGACGCGGUGUUUUAUGAGCCCACCAUCAGCUGCUGCCUGCGGCUCAGCCAGGUGUUGCCCAACGAGCGUCACUGGAACUACUAUUUACACUGAAAGGUGUUUAUCGAACGCACACGACCCGCACUUGGCCUCACUUGGCCUUGACCUGCGAUGGCGUUAGGAAUGUAAAAAGGCUGCAAAAGGUUGAAAUUUUGAAGGGGCAGAAAGCGAUUUUUGAAGAAAUGCACGUUUUUUAAAAAAAAUCUCCAAAUAUUUCCUCACUGUCCGCUGGCCGGAAAAAAAAUCUGGGUUUUCGGCUCAGUGCAGUUUGUAAAUAUCACUAGACGACACCUUAAGAGACGUGCUGGCAGGUUUGCGCUGCAACUCCGCGGUUUUGGCCUAGUGGUCAGUGCAUCGGACUCCCAGAGCAGGAAAAUCUCAACGGCAACAACAAAUAGGGAGAGGAGCUUCUUCAAAAUCGCUCACUGGCCCUUUAAAUCCUCGAGAAGUCGAGUUUGAGCAACGUUCAGACGGUUGUACAGAACAGGGAUUUCUUUGUACAUUUUUUGGUUUAGUUUUUGUGUUCAGCUUUUUGUAAUAUAUCAUGACAUUUUUUUCUAAAUAAAAUUGCAUCACAUGA
Scophthalmus maximus (turbot) is the source of this 7484-nucleotide messenger RNA. Its product is annotated as general transcription factor 3C polypeptide 1. Gene Ontology annotation, biological process: transcription initiation at RNA polymerase III promoter; 5S class rRNA transcription by RNA polymerase III. Gene Ontology annotation, cellular component: transcription factor TFIIIC complex. The record is from RefSeq and is a predicted model, not a curated record. The transcript is spliced from 40 exons. The coding region runs from base 293 to 6958 and encodes 2221 amino acids. Gene Ontology annotation, molecular function: DNA binding. Lineage: Eukaryota; Metazoa; Chordata; Actinopteri; Pleuronectiformes; Scophthalmidae.